Molecule: messenger RNA, 450 nt
Organism: Leptosia nina
Lineage: Eukaryota; Metazoa; Arthropoda; Insecta; Lepidoptera; Pieridae
Source: the annotation of a GenBank genome assembly
AUGUUUAAAACUCUUAUAAAUAAGAUAACAACUAAUAUUUCCCGAGGAUUUCACACGUCCCCAUGUUUAAAUGAAGUGAGAUUACUUACUCGACUGCGGGUUGUAGAUAACUCGGAAAUCGGAAAGAGAGCUAUGGCUGAAGGCAAACCUCCUAAAAUCAUUUGUGUUUACAAUAAACGACGUGUUGGUAUGAUUGGAGACAGAGUACUCGUAGCUAUUAAAGGGCAAAAAAAGAAAGGUAUUCUUGUUGGCCUUAAGCAGACACAGAAAGUUAAAGUACCAAAGUUUGAUAGCAAUAAUGUUGUUCUGAUUGAUGACAGUGGGACUCCCUUGGGUACAAGAAUACAUGUACCCAUUCCCACAAUACUAAGGACAAUUCUCAAGGAGAAAACUCAUGCCAAGGGUGCAGAUUAUACUAAAUUGUUAGGAAUAGCCACAAGAUUUGUCUAG